AUGAAAAAGACGGGAUUGUCGCUUUCACCGAGGAUCUGCAGAUAUUCCACUUCGAUUCUCAACUAUGCCCAUGUCGUCACCGGUAGGAAUCUCGUCCGUCGACUUCUUGCAGAGAAUAUUGUGGAGCCUGGCAAAAUCGCCAUCAUUGCAGGGUACGAGGCGCAGUACACAGUCUACGUAGCAGUCGCGGCCCGCUGUAUUGAGCAUGAUGCAUCAGGAAGCGAGGACUGGUUGAAUAUCAGUAUACAUAAGAUCGACUCAUUCCAAGGCAUGGAGGCCAGCAUCGCGAUAAUCGACGUAGUCCGCACAAAUGAGCUCGGAUUCAUGCGUGAAUUCAGGUAA
Penicillium concentricum is the source of this 342-nucleotide messenger RNA. RefSeq lists its product as uncharacterized. The transcript has a single exon. The record is from RefSeq and is a predicted model, not a curated record. Lineage: Eukaryota; Fungi; Ascomycota; Eurotiomycetes; Eurotiales; Aspergillaceae. Bases 1 to 342 code for a protein of 113 amino acids.